Marchantia polymorpha subsp. ruderalis is the source of this 2231-nucleotide messenger RNA. Lineage: Eukaryota; Viridiplantae; Streptophyta; Marchantiopsida; Marchantiales; Marchantiaceae. The record is from the annotation of a GenBank genome assembly.
GGCGAAGCUCACACGGCUCUUCCUGGGGUUGUAUCAGUUAUGGACACGGAGACGAACAGGCUGGAGAGCUUCGCUUCGUGGGUCGGCGGGGGCGUCGCCUCUGCCUUCUUCUCUUCUUUGGAAAAGACGUCUUGUGUUGCACUGUCGACUACCGACACCGACGACGAAGCGGACGACGGCGAGGAGCUUCUGAUGGGGCAACCCAAGAGCGAUCAGGCCCUGGCCGGCCCUGCUUCCGAGAUCACGGACUGGAGUCUGGUGGGUUAUGAGAACUUCGUGAGGAAGAAUCCGUUGAGCGAUUUGUUCGACGUCGAGAAGUUCCAUCACAUCGAGUUUUGGUGCGGAGAUGCGAGUAACACAUGGAGGCGAUUUUCGUGGGGUCUGGGAAUGAAUCUGGUCGCCAAAAGCGAACAGACCACCGGGAACCAGACGUACUGCAGUUACGUGAUCCGGUCCAACGAGCUGUUGUUUGCGUUCACUGCUCCCUACUCAAAAAAUAUCGAUCAGUCCACCUCGAGGAUUCCUCAUCCAGGUUUCAAAGCCGAUGAGGCUAACGAGUUCUUCUUGAAGCACGGUUUGGCUGUGAGGGCGGUGGGACUUUUAGUCGAGGACGCAGAGCAGGCCUAUGCCGUGAGUGUCGAGAAUGGAGCUAUUAGUGUUCUUGAGCCACAUACGCUCACCGAUGACAGCACUGGGGGAAAGCAAAAAUUGGCUGAGGUGAAGCUGUACGGUGAUGUCGUUAUGAGAUUUAUCAGCAAUCAUGGAUUUACCGGCCCAUUUAUUCCCAAUUAUCAGCCUGUGGAAUCGCUUCCUCUGACUCUCGGUAUACAGAGAUUGGAUCACGCCGUUGGAAAUGUUCCCAACUUGAUGGAGGCUGUGAAGUACGUUGCUAAGUUCACAGGGUUCCAUGAGUUUGCUGAAUUCACUGCGGACGACGUGGGUACCGGGGACAGUGGGCUCAACAGUCUUGUCCUGGCCAACAACAGUGAGAUGGUUCUGUUACCCAUGAAUGAACCUACAUUCGGAACAAAGAGGAAGUCUCAAAUUCAGACAUAUUUGGAGCAUAAUGAAGGCGCGGGAUUACAGCACCUAGCACUGAUCUGCGAUGAUAUUUUCUCGACCGUGAGGGAAAUGCGAAUGCGUAGUCAUGUUGGGGGAUUCGAUUUCAUGCCCAAGCCUCCUCCUACUUAUUACAAAAAUAUGCCAAAGAGGGUUGCAGGCAUUUUGAGUGAUAAGCAGGUGAAGGAAUGCGAUGAACUCGGAAUUCUUGUCGACAAGGAUGACCAAGGUGUUCUUCUGCAGAUAUUUACCAAGCCACUUGGAGACAGACCAACCGUCUUCGUUGAAAUCAUUCAGAGGGUUGGUUGUAUGGAGAAAGCCAAGAAUGGGCAAUUGAUCCAGCGAGGAGGAUGCGGAGGUUUUGGCAAGGGGAACUUCUCAGAGCUGUUUAAGUCCAUCGAAGAGUACGAGAAAACUCUAGAUGGGACCGUCAAAGAAUGAAAAGCUUGGGCUCCAUCUGUAUAUACCAGUUAAUUAGAAGAAGACUUAUGUGAGGAAUGAUCGUUUAAGCACUUCGAUACUAGUACUUAGAGACAGGAACUCUUUUCGGAGUCGUAUACGCGCCUACGUGUCUUCAACCAUUUAGGGCGCUUUUCUUGGCAGUUGGGCUCGAUGAAAGUUUUUUAGGAGUUCAUCGAAAUACAAGGCAUCGUCUUAUGAGGUGCCUAUGAGAAUCCAGGGGUAAUUUUAGCAGCGGAGGUGGUUGCAUAGGCUUAAGUUGAACGUCAUUAUCAAACGUUCUGAAUUUGUGAGCUACGCGGGACUGAACGUGUUGCAGGAAGGGGAAUGUAUGGAUAUUCACUCUGAUGAGCACUCUCAGGUGAAAUGUGCUUCCCCUUAUGUAAGAUUAAGCCGAGCAGGGUAGUUCACGUCCCCUGAUGAUUGUAAACAAUCGAAGAAAGGCUGGACCUGACAUAAGGACUCCUUGAUUUAGAGCAUUGAAGAUACUGAAGACUUAGAGUGGCCCACAUUAAAUUGUGCCCUACGAGACACGGGAUGUUAAGUGCACCGGAUAGCAUGCCUGUCACUGCAAACCUCAUUUUGACAUUUGGGGUUGAGCUCCCUGUUGUGCUUCUCUCGUGGGACUGAUGUAUGUGCAUACAUUACGGGCUGUUGUGAUGUUGGUUGUUUUUAACGUACAUAAAUAAAGAAAAUACGCUUCACUUAUCUCC